Messenger RNA from Funneliformis mosseae, 147 nucleotides. The record is from the annotation of a GenBank genome assembly. Lineage: Eukaryota; Fungi; Glomeromycota; Glomeromycetes; Glomerales; Glomeraceae.
AUGUUAAAUGAUGCAAAUCCAUAUGUUAAAACAUUUCGCCAAGCAAGUAAUAUAUUGAGAUCGAAUCAAUUAUUAGAUAUGAAAAUGGAAAUUGAACAAAUAGAAUAUGAUAUUGUGCUAUAUCUGUAUAAAGAAGAGUUGAACUGA